Messenger RNA from Coturnix japonica (Japanese quail), 1556 nucleotides. RefSeq lists its product as uncharacterized. The record is from RefSeq and is a predicted model, not a curated record. Lineage: Eukaryota; Metazoa; Chordata; Aves; Galliformes; Phasianidae.
AUGAGGAGCGACUGAGGGAGCUGGGAUUGUUCAGUCUAGAGGAGGAAUAGAGGGAAUGGCUUCAAACUGUGCCAGAGAAAGUUCAGGCUAGAUGUCAGGAAAUAUUGCUUCUCUGAAAGAGUGGUCAGGCAGUGGAAUGGGCUGCUUAGGGAAGUGAUAGAGCCAAUGUCCCAGAAGGUGUUCAAGGGAAAUUAGGAUGUUGUAUUGAAGGACAUGGUAUAGUAAGAACUAUUGGUGAUGGGUGGAUGGUUGGACUGGAUGAUCUUGUAGAUCGUUUCCAACCACUUUCCCAUUCUAACUCAUGUCUAACUCAGGUAUUUGAAGUAAGGAUGGCAGCGGCGCAUCUGAAGCAUGGUCCCCAAACUGGUACAUGUGUUCACUUGUUGCCAAAGCUCCAAUUCUAUGUACUUGUUGAUUAAACUCAAGUUAUGUCCAUAACUCCUCCCAUCCCCAUGCUGGGGGCUACUGCCAGCCUACUUCCAUAUGGGCUGUGGGGCUGUGACCUCACAGAGUUAUCCCCAGCUGCCAGACUGUGACCUCAUGGCUCUGCCCGUGUAAACCAGCAGCCAGCACUCGGUCCCUCCCAGUGCGGUCGUGGCCAGCUUUGAGCAAUGGUUGUCGACAGCUUUCUCCUUAUCUCCAGCCUCCUUCUGGUGGCUGGGGUGACUCUGCUCACCACUUCCUGGCGCCGGCAGGGUUCUGACCGGCGCCGGCAAUGGUGGGGAUUGUGGCAGCAAGUGGUAGCACUGAUGUCAGGUGCUGAGAGUCAGGCAGGCAGGCACAGGAGCCCCCUGUGCAGGCCACGUGGCUCCUGGCAGCAAGCAUCGAGAAGGCAGGGCAGUCCCAUCAUGCCCCAUCUGAUCCAGCCUGGAAUGACCCGGCCUUGGUUGCAGCGCAGUCCGUGCCCCUCUCUUUUCAUGAACACUGGUACUGCGAACUCCAUGGGGAAACCGGGCAGGCUUCCUGGACUGGACCAGCGCCCACAGCUUCUGGUGGCACAUGGGACCCCCAGGACACUGAGUCAGCGUUCAAGGCCUGGCAGUGGAUUUAAAGACCUGCCACCUGAGAUCUCCAACUGCACAAAGCCACCAGUGAAAGGGAUGAUCUUUCAGGAGGGCCUUGUUCAAACAGAAGAGAGAAAACGCUGGUGGGAAUACAAGACCAAGAGGCCUGUUUGGCCUAUGCGCCCCCCAGUGCUUCCCAAAGGGCACAAGGAAGCAGGAGCAGCAGCAAGACCAUCCCAGGGACCAGCCUUGAGCCUGGAGAAAAAAGCGGGCACCAAAACUGAAACCUGCCAGCCCUCCAACUCUGGCUUCACUGACAAGAGAAGCACAGAGAAAUCAGACAGGCUCGCUACGGAAAGGCUGUACCGGCAGCUCCUGGUGUCCCUGAAAAGGCCCAAGAUUAACAACGAUGGUCAACAACAAGUCGGGCAGCGGAACUGAAGAACAACCUACUGGCACCUCUUCCUGCACACUGCCACCAGUGGAGGAGUUGAUGGUGCAUGAGAACAUCCUUCGAACACAGGAAUCUCAGCCCUAGGAACAUCAUUUGCA